AUGAAACUUCUUGACCCACUAUAGUCAUACAAAAUUGCUUCUCAAAUAACUUUUGUCCAGCUAGGAUUUAUCUUAGCUAUUAGUGAACAUCUUAUAAGAGAUGAAUUCUAAUUAGAAAAUAGAGAUUCAGCUAUUUUAUAUAUGUUCCUUGCCCACAUUUUCUCCUUUACUAUGGAAUUUAUUAGAGUGAUGGCUUCAAAAUUUGACAUUAACAAUCGAAUUAUUUUUUUCACUUCUAACUUUCUAAGUGCAGCUACUUACUAAAGCGCAAUAUUCUAUGCUUAACUUAAAAUUGUUGAUACGAAUGAUGAUUCUAGUUUGAGCUCAGAUGCUAGAAGUAAGGAUGAAAAGGCCUUAUUAUGGUUACAGAUGGAGAUCACUUACUAUUACCUACAUACUGCCCUUGUCAUAGUUUUCCUUUUCUAUCAGUCUGUUUUUAACUUGAAACUCCGUGAAAUGACUUUAAAUUAUGUAAGAAAAACUGAAGAUGAAUUAUAAAAAGAGAGAGAAGAGAGGGCUAAAAACGCCUAACCACUGCUGGAAUAAAUCUAAGAUGAAAUGAAUCUUGGAGCAGUUUCAGAGAUUCAAAUAUAAAGAAGAAUUAGGAAACUAAAUAGAAAUUUCAAGAAAUAAUGGAAUGAAAACUACAAAAAUAUAUGGUCUCCUGUUUAGUAAAACUAAGACUUCUUAAUUUUGGCAGGAUCUAAAAUACAAGUAUUUAUAAUUCACGGAAUUAACCUGUACUUCACGAUCAUCUUUUUAUCUCAGCAUGAUGAAAACAGACGAGAGGAUUACAAGUCAUAUUAGACUACUUGCAUAAGUAUCAUUACGUUCUCUUUCUUGAUUCACAUUUAUACUAUCAUUGAUGAAUUCAGUUUAUUAGAUUUCUAGAAAAUCAAACUAUUUGGAUGGACUAUUGAAGAUAUAGUUGAAAAAUUUGAAGUUUUUACGCCCUAUCUUAUCUGUAUAGUUAUAAUACUCUAAAUGAUAUUCGUAGAAACACCAGAGAUAAUAGCCAAAUAUUGUGCUGGAAACUUCAUUGCUAUUUUUAUUGGAUAAAAAUUAGUGGAAUUAUUUGAAAACAUAGCAGAGGCAUUAGCAUCAUGUCUAAAUAAGCAAGAAUAAGUAAGGAUGAAAAGAGAUCCAGCAGAUAAAUUUAUCAAAUCAGAGAAAACUACUAUUAAGCAAAGACUUAUACAUCCUUAUAUGAGCACAGUUAGCUUAGAGAUUGAUAUUUAUGCUAUAACCUUCAUCAGCCUCUAUGAUGUCCAGCUUUAAGAUUAAAAAUAGCUUGAGGAAGCAUUGCUUCCUAGGUCAGAUUCUUAAUAAUAAUUAGAUAACCAGUAGAAAACUUCAAUUAAUGACCAAGAAAAAUUAGAAGAUAAAACAGAAAAAUAGGAAGGUGAAGAUAGCUCAGCUGAUGAGGAUGAUGACUCAGAAUAAAACCAGGAUCAGGAUUAGGAAUAGGAAGAUGUUGAUUUUUUACCUAACAAUAAGGUAGAGGCAGCAAAGAACUUUGCCAGUUGUGCUUUCAUAUUCUUGAUUCAGUUCUUGCUAGUAGCUUUAGUGUCCUUUGAAUUUAGCAUUACUAACUAAGAGGAGUCACUAACUUAUGAGGUGCUUUUGACAAGACUUCUUUGUGCAAUUUUGUUGCAUAUGCAGCUUGAAAGAGAAUUAAGAUAAUCAUUGACAAUGUUAAACUUUGCUAGAUCAAUGGUCAAGCCAGGAUAAAACAGAAACGCAAUGAUUGUUGUAAGUUUUAUGCAAUUUACAAGUGCUUUCGGAACUGAACUCAUCAACAUCUUGCUUAUCUGUACUUAGAAUUCAGUUAAAGAUGUCAUUAUGAACUUCAUUGCUCUUGGUGUCAUUGCUGAAAUAGAUGAUAUCUAUGCCAGAACCCUUUACAACAACCCUAUUAAGUAAAAGCUUGAAGAUCCCGACUAUAAGCCUUUGAAAAUAACUGCUAGUGCUGCUGUGGCAGGUACUCAUGAGUGGUAUAUGCCCGCUACUGUAUUUCAUUGGAUUAUGAUGACGUUCUAUCAGUGCUAUUAUUACUAUUUCAUGCCUUUUACAGCUCUGUUACUGAGCUAUAUUCAAAGCAAAUAUCAAGGACUCUGA
This is a messenger RNA of Stylonychia lemnae, 2118 nucleotides long. NCBI's taxonomy places the organism in Eukaryota, Ciliophora, Spirotrichea, Sporadotrichida, Oxytrichidae. The record is from the annotation of a GenBank genome assembly.